Messenger RNA from Pieris rapae (cabbage white), 2492 nucleotides. It is a transcript of the gene NGR-A21, whose product is annotated as gonadotropin-releasing hormone receptor. The transcript has 6 exons. The coding region runs from base 204 to 1484 and encodes 426 amino acids. Gene Ontology annotation, cellular component: membrane. Gene Ontology annotation, biological process: neuropeptide signaling pathway. Gene Ontology annotation, molecular function: corazonin receptor activity. NCBI's taxonomy places the organism in Eukaryota, Metazoa, Arthropoda, Insecta, Lepidoptera, Pieridae. The record is from RefSeq and is a predicted model, not a curated record.
GCAAAUCGUAACUCGUUUGCAAACGCGGCAGUCUUCUUCGGGAUGUCGGCAAAAUCGUGUUGAUUUUCGUGAGUGCUUGAUAAUUUCGUGAACGAAGUAUCAGUAAGGUUUGCACGUAAAUGUUUGUGUUGUGUGUUUGUGAAAUUUUAAAAUUAGUUUUUUAAUGGAUUACCGUUCGUCAGUUUGAUAACGUAUGUCGAAACAUGGGGAGCGCAGGCAACAAUACCACAUUAUAUGAAAUUUUGUCUACCGAACUUACGAGUUUACUUCAAAGAGACACAUUGAUUACAGAUAUAUGGUCCAUACACAAAUGCUUAGAGCGCAAAAUAAUUAAUGAAACGUCGAACGAAGAACUAACAAAUAGAAUAUUUAUCAACAAUGGAACCCAGAUAAUGUGCUUGGAACACGCUCCUAUCCUGACAAAGAGCACCGUAAUACGCGCCAGCAUACUCUCUGUGAUGGCUUUGUUAUCUUUCGUUGGGAAUUUCGCGACGAUGAUAAGCGUACAAAGGGGAAAGCGGGGCCGAAGACGAACGAGGCCUUCUUGGACUGCAAUAUACAGCCUUAUAUUUCAACUAAGCAUAGCCGAUAUGUUAGUAACAGUAUUUUGUAUAGCGGGGGAAGCGGGGUGGUCGUUUUCAGUGCAGUGGUAUGCGGGGAAUGUAGGAUGCAAACUGUUUAAAUUCCUACAAAUGUUCUCGUUGUAUUUAAGCACUUUUAUUCUUGUUCUUAUCGGCGUUGAUAGAUGGUUAGCUGUCAAGUAUCCUAUGAAGAGUAUGGCUACUGCUACCCGAAGCACCAAAUUAGUUCUGAUUGCUUGGAUUUUGAGCUUCUUAUUUAGCUUACCACAAAUCGUGGUGUUCAGGGUAGCAAAAGGUCCAUUUCUUGAAGAGUUCUACCAGUGCGUGACCCAUGGUUUUUAUACGGAAAGGUGGCAGGAGCAGGCGUAUACUACACUGUCACUUAUUUUUAUGUUUCUUCUACCACUGUUAAUAUUACUCAGCACAUACGUGUCUACUGUAAGAACUAUUGCAAAAAGCGAAAAAGUAUUCCAACCGGAGACAAGACGAGAGAAAUAUAUAACUCCAGACAUGAAUAGACGAAGACUUAUCGAUAGAGCGAAAAUGAAGUCGCUACGAAUGUCUAUCGUUAUAGUAGCUGCAUUUGUGAUAUGGUGGACACCAUAUUAUAUUAUGAUGAUAAUUUUUACAUUCUCCAAUCCUAAUAAACGUUUAAGUGAGGAGCUUCUCUCAGGGAUAUUCUUCUUUGGAAUGUCCAAUAGCUUAGUGAAUCCAGUUAUUUAUGGAGCUUUUCACUUAUGGCCCAGAAAGCGCGCUCGAUAUAGUGAUAAGGAAUCGGGUGGACACCACGCAUCUUUAUUCCGCCGAGGUGACCUCACCUCAUCUGUCAGACUGACCACGAUCAGAUCGUUGAGAUCAUCAGCCAAAUAUACCAACGGACAAAACAAUAUGAGUGUUUUAUAACAAAAUAUAAAGCCAAAUUGGACUACGAUUUGUGAAGAACAAAGUAAUUUGUUUCGUAAAGGUUAAACACAGAACUUAUUUGCACGAAUCAUAAAAUGUUUCUUUUAUACGAAAAUCGAAUUCGUGUGGAGUCAGUAAGAGAAUGAAAACUCUAGUUGAUAAAUGUUGAAAAGUGCUCUAUCGUCUCGUUAAGCUAGUCAAUAUAUUAUAAAAUAGUUAUGAAAUUUUCUUAUUUUACGAAAUAAAUAUAAUGGGAUUAUUAAGAUUUCUAUCGUGCAAUCAGUACCUAGCUACCUACGUAGCUAAUUGUAUGGCUACCAUACCGUAUAAAUAUGUAGAAGAAUACAGAACUUUUUAAACAAAUUAAUUUAAAAAGUUCCUAUUUAAUUUGAAUAAAAGCGAAUCACUAUGAAUAGAUUUGAUAGUUUUUAAAUCUUGUAUUUUUACCCCGUUGUUGUAUUUUAUUUAAUUUUGACGUAAUAACUAAAAGUGUCGCACGGAAAACGUUGAUGCCGUAGCAAUAUUAAGAAGUAAAUGAAAAUGAAAAUUACCAUAACAAUGUGUAUGUCAUACAAACAUAUUUUUACGUGUGACGCAUAUUUGUUUCGGUACGUCUUAAUUCAAUUUUUAACUAUAUUGUAUCUUCAAAAGUUAUGUAAAUGUCGUAGCUCUUAAUACAAUGAAUAAUUCAACCAUUUCCUACUGUCGACCACAUCAUGAAUUAAUUUGGCCACAACAUAUAUAUGUAAAUAGAAUUAUUGAAUAUAAUUGUGAAAUGUCAACAUAGUAUCUUAAUGAUAUUUAUAGCAUGUUCAAUCUUUUGAAACAAAAUGCAAUAACUAUUUAUGUUUGACAUAAUUUCAUGCUAAUUAUUUCAACACUAGCGAGCAAACAUUUUCGUAUGUCAUUGUGAAACAAUAUUUUGAAGUAAACAGAACAAAAUGUAUAUUGAAUAUUAUACUUGUUGUAUUUUAAGAAAUGUAUAGUGUAAAAAAGUUAAAUAAAGUU